Messenger RNA from Lithohypha guttulata, 1032 nucleotides. RefSeq lists its product as uncharacterized. Bases 1 to 1032 code for a protein of 343 amino acids. NCBI's taxonomy places the organism in Eukaryota, Fungi, Ascomycota, Eurotiomycetes, Chaetothyriales, Trichomeriaceae. The record is from RefSeq and is a predicted model, not a curated record. The transcript has a single exon.
AUGGCUUUGACUGCAAUGCUCCUGCUUCGAGCACUACUGGUCUUCUACACAUCACUGUCGGUGUCUGUGCGUGCAGCGUCAUCCGAAGAGAGCGCUCUCGCCGAACACAGAGCAUAUUCGAAAGGCGACCUGAUACCAGUUGCAUGUCUCAAUCGAACCAUUGAGACUGGGGAGCACAUCACCGAUGACCAUGGAAACCUGCAGUAUAUUCCUUUCCUGCACUGCAAUGAAACAAACAAUGCGCCACUGUCAUUCUCCUAUGGCGUCCCCGAAACGAAGACUUGCACCAUCGAGGUCUUGAGCGACGAGUUUUACCACCUACUGCAGUACUUCGUCCACUCCGACGUCCCUUUGUCCUGUCGUAUACCUUCCUACCCGUUAUCAGCGACCGAUGCCCUCGAUUCAGCAGCCUCCUCGAGUGAUCCCGGGGUGAAUGCCGUGGCAGAUGCUACAAAAUGGACACCAUUGACCAUAGCACUACAAGGCGUGUUUCAAUUGAGCCAUCUACACCUACAUACAAACAUCAACGUGCUCUUCCAUACCUCCACGGACGCGCAAGAUUUGUCAGACUUGUCUAAAAAACAGCGGACGGCCAUACUUGACCAUACCAAUCCAUCACAUUUGAUUGCUUCGACAGCAUAUUCUCUGCCAGAUCCGAAUACCGUUCCAGAGGGCACAAAGAUUGUUCGAAAUGAGCCCUUGAAGUUUACGUUCAAUGUGGGCUGGAUACCUGGAUCUAUUUUGCCAGGCAUGGUUAGUGCAGAUACAGGCAAGCCAUAUGUGGGAGUGACUGAUCACAGAACUGGUUUCUCACUGCUGUCUUUCUUUGCGCUGGCUGGAAGUGCCGGUACCGGUGCUUUGUUAAUGUUGCUGUACGAAAGGCGAAAGAGUGGCCGUGCUGAUAAAUUUGGCAAUGGACUACUUCCAACGAAUGGCUAUGCACCACAAGCAGGUUCUAGAAGUUCUGGCCACGGUGGGUACGGCGGAUAUGGCGGCUAUGGAGGUUACCCAGGUCCUGGUAAAAGAGAUUGA